Molecule: messenger RNA, 1299 nt
Organism: Funneliformis geosporum
Lineage: Eukaryota; Fungi; Glomeromycota; Glomeromycetes; Glomerales; Glomeraceae
Source: the annotation of a GenBank genome assembly
GAUGAUCGACCGGAUUAUAAGGAAGCAAGGAGAUGGGAAGAUGAACGUAAACAAGUCAAAGCAGGAUCUAUAUUUUGUUUUCACAAUCCAACAUUCACUGAAAAUUCUGUGGUGGGCGACUCUGGGAUAAUCAAUGAUGUUAAAUUUAGAAGCCAGGAAGGAGACCAAGAGGACAAACAAAAUAUCCCUAAAACAAGAACAAUAAAUGACUAUUUCUCCGUCACUCCAUCCACUCCAUUCACUUUAUCCACUUCAUCUCAGAUUCAAGAAAAUGACUAUACGAAUUAUGAUGACGAAAAUCAGCUCCAUCAAGAAGAACCUGCACCGCCUCCUCCAAAGUCUGGAAUUUCGGAAGGAAAAACUUGGGACAUUUGUAUGAUUGAUGGAAUCGACAUUGCAAAAUAUUUUAGUUCCCUUCGCAAAUCCUUACCAAAAGCAAGUCCCGAGUCCACCAUCUGGGGGGUUCUUGACUUGACGGGGCAACAUAAACCGACGAAGAAAAUGUUUUCCACGAAAUGGAAUGAACUGAUUAAUGAAUUUCGACUUGAUAUUGGAUGGAAAAUGGUCAAUCUUGAUCAAUCCGAAUACGAUUUUUUUGAUAAUAUGGAGGACUUGAAAGCCCAACAAGCAUUACCUAUCCUAAGUGCCCGUCUUACGAUAUUAAAGUCGUACAUUGAACACCUCAAACUACCAAUCAACGAGGGAGAACUUAUGAUUUGUUUUGUUGCCUCUGCCUUCAGGAUGAGCCUGGAUCCAAAUAAGAAAAGUUUCAAAAACUCUGUUGCAAGCCAGGAAAGACGCAGGCAAGAAAAAGAUCCUAAUGAUGAACGUGCACGUUCUGGACAAAAAACCGAUAUUAUAAUAGUUUUACCAUCGGGACCAGCUUUAGAAGGCUUCAUUGUGAAAGUAAUGAAGACCUUUUCUGGUCUAUCAACAACAGAUUAUGAAAGUCAUUGUAUUUGGAUGCCAAGCUUACAAAUGAAUCUUUAUGCGAUGGAUGUCCGAACUUCAGGAAUUUAUCGUUUCGGAAUGAUUGAUAAGGUCUCUUUGCCUGCCUCGUCAAAAGAGUUGCCUGCGUACGAAGCAGUGCAUACAAUGUUACGUUCAUUGGAGCACCGAUUGAACAAGUUAACGGAUUACUGCACAGAUCCAAAAAUUAAACAUGCAAAGUUGAGGCGAAGACGUUACUAUAUAUAUCAAGAAGACAAUUUGGCUUUUUCAAACAACUCUCCGAACACAUCUCCCAAAAAAAGAAAAUCAGAUCCUAAUGAAUAUAUUGAAUAUGCAUCAGAAAAAUAA